CACAUUCCUUCUCAUUUGAGUAUACAGGAAAGUAAUAUUGGCUAGCAAAAACCAUGAGUUCAAAGGCAAUUAUCUUCUUGGUCCUUAUCGCAUUAGUACUCCUGAUUGCCUCAGAGGUCUCCGCUAGGGAUUUGGUUGAAACUGAGACAAACGGCUUAGAAGAUUCGAAAUACUCUAGAGGUGGAUAUCCGGGCGGAGGCUAUUACGGUGGUGGAAAGGGCGGAUACGGUGGAGGGCGUCGCGGAAAUGGCGGUGGACGCGGCGGAUAUUGCCGAUUUGGUUGCUGUGGACGCGGUUAUUAUAGAAAAGGUUGCAAAUGCUGCUCAUUUCCGGGUCAGGCUGUGAAUUCCAUCCCAGAAUCCAAGCCGGAGAAUUGAACGCCCUACUUUAAAUUUGAUAAUUUGAUCGUAAAACUACAUGCUAUAAAAUGCAUGAUCUUGUGUGUAUACUGUUAAGUUAAUAAGAAUGUAUCUAUCGUGUGGAUCAUUCACUUCGUGUGUGAUUUGUUUUUGUUUCUUUUGGUACGUGUGCUCAC
Messenger RNA from Oldenlandia corymbosa var. corymbosa, 535 nucleotides. NCBI's taxonomy places the organism in Eukaryota, Viridiplantae, Streptophyta, Magnoliopsida, Gentianales, Rubiaceae. The record is from the annotation of a GenBank genome assembly.